Molecule: messenger RNA, 1026 nt
Organism: Condylostylus longicornis
Lineage: Eukaryota; Metazoa; Arthropoda; Insecta; Diptera; Dolichopodidae
Gene: msb1l
Exons: 2
Coding region: 89-916 (275 amino acids)
Source: RefSeq, a predicted model, not a curated record
UUGUACUUUUGAAAAAUUAAAACGAAGAACAGCUGUUAGGUUCAAAAUUAUCAUUGUUCAUUACAAACUAAGAAAUCGAACAUUAAAAAUGGGUGCAAAAUCCUCAAAAUUAUUUAGAAGUGCGGAAAAUUCCAAGAAAUUAUGUUCUGAAGAAAAUAUAAAAUCCGACAGUAAAGAUCCCCGAUCUCCAGAUGUAAUGAGAACACCAUUAAAUGAACUUAAUAUGAACGGCAAAGGUCAGGAUUAUGUUUUUAAAGAUCCAAGAUCUCCAACUUCGAGUAUAAUGCGUACUCCAAUUGUUUUUGAUUCAGAUCAAUCAAGAAGUUUUGUUUUUGAAGAAACAGAUACUUUUAAUGAAUUAUUUCCUAAAAAUGUAAACCCGGAAGUAAAAGUAGCUGGAAAGGUUAUAGAAGAAUGUGACCCGCGUUCUCCGACUUUACAAAUUGAUAGAACACCAUUGAUUUUUGAAGAUAAUGAAAACUUAGAACUUCCUCCAAUAACUUUGAGUGACGAAGAAGAUGAGAGUGAGGAUAGGUUGAUACAAAGCGUGUUAGAUAUGAUGAAAUUUGACGAUUUAGAUAAACCAAAAAAUAAACCUCUUGAGAGAGUUAAAAAUAUGCACAAGAAACAAAAAUCAAGUACAAAAUCAAAGGAAAACAGUCCUAAAAUAUAUCAAGACACAAACGUUUUUUAUUCAACACCAAAAAAAGAAAGUUUCUUAGAAAAUAGCCGAGGCAAAAGAACGCCGUUUGGUUGUGUAGAAAAUAAGUUGCGAAUGAGGUCGAAAUCAGUAGAAAGUAUUAAGUAUAAAAGUGGAAAAUCUCUUAAUGUAAAUUUUGAAGAUGACUACUUCAAAGAAUCUAAUCGCAUUUGUUCUUUUGAAUCUGGAAGUGGAAACAAUUCUUUUAUUAUUUGACUUUAUUUUUAAACUUUUUUAUCGCUUGAUUUUAGCUAAAUAUUUUAUGUAUGUAAAUGUUUUGUCCUUAAUUUUUAAAAGUAGAAUUUGAAUAGAUUUAAAAUUUUGUA